GCGCAAGCGACGGAGGGUUGACUAUGGCGGCGCGGACAACAGCAUCGAGGACGGAGAGAAGCCUUAUACCAACGAUGAUCGCCUGGCGCUCGCGACACGAGACGUCAAUCGCUUUCCCAUCUUCAAACCCAAGGAUAAGGAUACCAUGUUCCGGACCAAGUUCGCAGUGCCCAUGAAGAACAAGGACACUGGCGCAUGGAACCCCUCACGUCCCCCGCCGCUGCUCGGUCUCAGACAAGGCACCGUCUUUGUUGCGAAGCCGCUCCAUGAUCCCAGUGGCGAGUUUGCAAUCGUGUUGUUCGAUCCGACUGUCGACGGAAAGCCACAACCACUGGUAUCCGAUGAGUCAGAUGGGGCGAAUAAGGAUGGAGAGGCACCGAGUAGCACGCCAGUGAUGGACGAGCCUAUAAUGCACAAGAGCUUGGCCGAGAUAUUAGGGAUCAAGAAGGUCGUGGUGGACGAGCGUCCCAAGGUGCCUGUUGUGAUUGACCCACGCCUAGCGAAAGUGCUACGACCGCAUCAGGUCGAAGGAGUGAAAUUUUUAUACCGGUGCACGACCGGCCUGAUCGAUGCGAACGCGGAGGGCUGCAUCAUGGCAGACGAGAUGGGAUUGGGAAAGACUUUGCAGUGUAUCACGCUCAUGUGGACACUACUGAAACAAUCGCCGGAUGCUGGGAAGAGUACCAUACAGAAGUGCAUCAUCGCAUGCCCUGCCAGCUUGGUUCGCAACUGGGCGAACGAGCUGGUCAAGUGGCUCGGCGAGGGUGCAAUUGAGCCUUUCGCAGUGGACGGUAAAGCUUCCAAAGAGCAGAUGACACAGCAGAUGCGUGCUUGGGCAUCAGCCAGUGGUCGUGCAGUGGUCCGACCGGUGCUCAUUAUAUCCUACGAGACGCUACGUCUCUAUGUCGAUGAGCUGCGUAAUACGCCGAUCGGUCUGAUGCUGUGCGACGAAGGCCAUCGCCUCAAAAACAGCGAGUCUCAGACGUACAUGGCUCUGGCUGGCCUGAACGUGAAGAAGCGAGUUAUCCUCUCGGGUACUCCGAUCCAAAAUGACUUGUCUGAGUACUUCUCCUUGCUGAACUUCGCCAACCCCGGCUACCUGGGCACCCAGGCAGAUUUUCGCAAGCAGUUUGAGAACCCAAUUCUGCGAGGACGAGAUGCUGACGGGACGGAAGCUGACAGACAGAAAGGCGAUGAACGUCUGAAGGAGCUUCUCACGCUUGUCAACAAGUUCAUCAUACGGCGUACGAACGAUAUUCUAUCAAAGUAUCUGCCAGUCAAGUACGAGCACGUGGUCUUCUGCAACCUCGCACCUUUCCAGCUGGAUCUAUACAACUAUUUCAUCAAGUCACCAGAGAUCCAGAGUCUUCUACGAGGCAAAGGGAGUCAACCACUCAAAGCAAUUGGUCUGUUGAAGAAGCUGUGCAAUCAUCCAGAUCUGCUCAAUCUUCCGGAUGACCUGCCUGGAUCGGAAGAGCAUUUCCCAGAGGAAUACGUUCCAAAAGAUCAGCGUGGCCGUGAUCGGGAAGUCAAUCCAGUGUACUCUGGCAAGAUGCAGGUGCUGGACCGCAUGCUUGCUCGAAUUCGCAUGGAUAGUAACGACAAGAUUGUGUUAAUCUCCAAUUACACCCAGACCUUGGACGUCUUUGAAAAGCUAUGCCGCAGUCGCUCGUAUGGAUGCUUGCGCCUAGAUGGUACCAUGAACGUCAACAAGCGACAGAAACUCGUCGAUAAAUUCAACGACCCCAAUGGAGCAGAAUUUGUCUUCCUACUGUCGUCCAAAGCUGGAGGGUGUGGACUCAACCUCAUUGGUGCUAAUCGACUCAUUCUUUUCGAUCCCGACUGGAACCCGGCUGCUGACCAACAAGCCCUUGCGCGUGUUUGGCGUGAUGGGCAGAAGAAGGACUGCUUUGUAUACAGAUUCAUGGCGGCUGGCACCAUUGAGGAGAAGAUUUUUCAACGGCAGUCGCACAAACAGGCGCUUUCGUCUUGCGUCGUCGACUCGGCAGAAGACGUCGAGAGACAUUUCAGUACGGAGUCCUUGCGAGAGCUCUUCCAAUACCGACCUGGCACAACGAGCGAUACACACGACACGUUCAAGUGCAAGCGGUGUAAGAACGGCAAACAAGUGCUCAAAGCUCCAGCUAUGCUGUACGGCGAUACGAGCACCUGGAACCACUUCACGAACGAUGGCGCGAGCGGAGCGAUGAGCCGUAUACAAGAUCUGCUGUUGCGACAGGAGUGUUCCGAGAAGGAUGUCAGUGCGGUGUUCCAGUAUAUUAGCCAUUGAGAAGAGCUGUCUUGGACGCCUUUAGGUCAUGAGUGACACGGGCUACGACGUCGAUGAAUGAUCAC
Sphaerulina musiva SO2202 is the source of this 2355-nucleotide messenger RNA. Its product is annotated as DNA repair and recombination protein RAD54. Lineage: Eukaryota; Fungi; Ascomycota; Dothideomycetes; Mycosphaerellales; Mycosphaerellaceae. Gene Ontology annotation, biological process: reciprocal meiotic recombination; double-strand break repair via synthesis-dependent strand annealing. Gene Ontology annotation, molecular function: hydrolase activity, acting on acid anhydrides; ATP-dependent chromatin remodeler activity; ATP binding. Gene Ontology annotation, cellular component: nucleus. The coding region runs from base 146 to 2290 and encodes 714 amino acids. The transcript has a single exon. The record is from RefSeq and is a predicted model, not a curated record.